Molecule: messenger RNA, 4237 nt
Organism: Lutzomyia longipalpis
Lineage: Eukaryota; Metazoa; Arthropoda; Insecta; Diptera; Psychodidae
Gene: Nup154
Product: nuclear pore complex protein Nup154
Exons: 5
Coding region: 144-4157 (1337 amino acids)
Biological process (GO): protein import into nucleus; protein localization to nuclear inner membrane; transcription-dependent tethering of RNA polymerase II gene DNA at nuclear periphery
Cellular component (GO): nuclear pore; nuclear pore inner ring
Molecular function (GO): structural constituent of nuclear pore
Source: RefSeq, a predicted model, not a curated record
AUCGUCUCAGAUUUUAACCGCCAUCAAUUUUGACAUUCAUCCGGCGGCGUCCAAGUUUUGCUUUUUCGCAUUUUUUUCUUGAAAGUUUUAAUUAAAGACAAUUAAUAUUACUUCGAGGCGUUCAAUUGAGUGCUGGUGCAAAGAUGAAUGUGAUGGAAAUUGGGGGGAAUACACUGGAGUUUGCCGGAAAUAUGAUUGAUAGGCAUUUCCAAUGUCUAUCCUCGCCCAAUCUUUUGGAGGUAACCGGAGUCGCGCAGCACGGCAUGGCCACAACGAGUGGGCUGAAUGAUUUUGACUAUCAGAACUUAUCAUCACUCUCGAUGAAUCUGAAGUCUCUCAAUCAAGUGGUGACAUCCAGCAAGGUGCCCAUUCCACCGGAAAUCCUGGAGCAUCUCAAUCACAUCAAAUGCCACUGCAUGAUGGGACUCUUCCCGGAGAUUGGACGUGCAUGGCUGACAAUUGAUUCAGAUAUCUACAUUUGGACGUAUGAGAAUGAUCGGGAUGUGGCAUACUUUGAUGGGUUGAAUCACUUGAUUGUCAGCGUGGGACUCGUUGCCCCCAAGCCGGAUGUUUUUGUGAAUGACGUCAAGUACCUCCUGAUCCUCACAACACCCAUUGAGAUUGUGGUGCUCGGGGUGAUUUUUGGGGAUUCCACAAAGACAAUUUGUUCGCCCAAUCGUACAGUUCAUGCUGUGAAGCCCUUUGAGGAAUUGCACAUCAGUAGACCCAUAUUUGUCCUCAACACCGACAAUGUGUCCAUCAUGACCAUUGAGGGAACAUCCGAUGGGAGAAUCUUCCUUGGAGGACGCGAUGGGAGCCUCUUUGAGCUUCAGUACCAAGCUGAAUCCAAUUGGUUUGGACGACGUUGCAAGAAAGUCAAUCACUCACAGAGCUUAGUUUCUUACAUGGUUCCGGGAUUUCUGAAGAUCUUCGCGGAAAAUGAUGCAGUAGCACGUAUAGCUAUGGACAACAGUCGACGAUUGUUGUAUGUGUUGUUUGAGAAGGGCGCAAUCGAGGCGUGGGAAUUGGAGCCGAAUGAUAACAUCCGACGCGUGGGACGUGUGACACAUCGGGAAGUAAUUCAGGCAGCUGUGAGUAUGGUGAAGACCGUCGAUGCGGCAAUCUUCAAGAACAUCACAGCCAUUUGUCCGCUCACCUUCGACGAUAGUCCCCAUUUGCACCUCAUUGCUGUGACCCAAUGCGGCGUACGCUUCUACUUCUCCACCACACCCAUUCUCGUGGGUCAGGGAACGAUGGAGGCACUUCGGCCACAGGGUUUGUACCUCCUGCACGUGCGCCUUCCACCUGGAUACACGCCAAACACACAAGUGGGGAAACCGCGGCAAGUUCAUUCAGCUUUCUACCAUCGUGGAUCCCUCCUGAUGGUCUCCUCAUCGCAGCAGGAUCAAGACCUUCUGUGGUCCCUUAGUUCGGAACCUUUUCCGCAUCGUCCCUACCUCACAGAGUCCUCAACGCUAAUGCAACUCGAUGGGCAGGUGUGCGCCUUGGCACAAAUCAAGGAUAGAGAUUCUCACGCCCUAACCAUAUCAUCCAUUCGACACACAUACCAACCCACGAAGAUUGUUCUCCUGACAAAUCAGGGAGCACACAUUGUGUCCCUACUGAAGCCCAUGGAUUUACUGCAGCAGCUACUUGUUGCCUGCCGUGGACCUCAUCAUGAGGCCGUCAAAGCGUACUUCCAGGCUCAAACUGAACCCGAAGCCUGUGCCACGAGCCUCAUGCUAGCCUGCACUGAAGCCCUUCGUGGCACAGAGAUGACAAUGUGGGCAACACAGGCAUUCUUCCUGUACGGCGGUGAGCCUCACUAUCGCACAGCACCCACAGGAGGCGCAUUCAGUGCUGGGACAACUUUUGCCGAUGGCCAAGGGGCGCCCAUAUUCAAUUCUACGCCCUUCCUCGCGUCACGACCAGCAUCGGCCAUCCAACAGAGUCUCCUGCAGCAGACCCAGUACCCAUCCACCGUACAAAAUGUCUCCAAUGCCAACUUCACCACCACCAUGGAUCCAUCGAAUAAUCUGGUGUACUCAGCCAAGCACACGGGGCUGUAUUUGCACGUGUCGCGCCUCCUGAAACCCAUUUGGAGGCGACGAUGCCUCAGUGAAACGGCCCCAUUUACAAGUUCAAUCAGCCUGCAGGACUGUGGGCAGGUUUUGAGUGAUUUGUACGCCAUUAAAGCAUUCCUGGCAGCCAAUGCGGCUACAAAUGUAACCACCACCCUGCAGAACAAUCAAUCAGCCACGCAGGGGGCAAGUGGGGUGUUCCAAUACAGCCCCAGUGGGAAUCUAACUAGACCCAAGAAUAUGGCCGAAGAUGCUCGGUUGGAGGAGAAGAAAUCCCUCGAUGCGCUCAAUCGAUUUAUAAAACAUACAUGCGAAGUGAUAGCCCUGUGGAAAUUGCUUUGUGAACAUCAAUUUCACAUUUUAAUCGGUGCCCUAUCGCGUGAGCAGCAAAAUAUCCUGGCAUCGUGUACUUUCCGGGACUUGAUCCUCUGUCGUCCGGACACAUGUUCGCAAUUUACGAGUGUUCUCAUCAAUUACUACCUCAAUGAUAAUGCGAGUGUUGGGAGUAUAUCGGCGAAAUUACGUGAUGUCUGCCCCACACUGUAUAGCCAUGAGGAGGCUGUGUCGCACAAGGCAACGGAAAUUCUUCUAAUGGCAAAAACAUGCACUGAUGGGGAGGAGAAGAAUGAGCACCUCAUGACGGCGCUAACACUGUGCAAGAGUGCUGCACCGAAUCUCCCACUUGGGAGUAUUUGUCAGCAAUUCACAGCGGCUAAUUUCUAUCAGGGCGUCAUUGAGCUUUGUGCUGUUUGUGCGUUCAAAUUGGAUGUUAAUGAGACUGCAUUGCAUUACUAUAGGAAUGGGGAGCCACAGGGCGAUCGUGAGGGUUUAAUGGCCUAUUCGGCAAGGAGUGAGUGCUACAAGGAGGUUAAGUUGAUGCUGGAACAGGUUUAUCAGCAGCUGUGCUGUGUUGAGGUGAAUGGCAAUGCCAAUAAUGAUACGGAGAUUGCUGAUAUUAAUGGGCAAAUCCUCAAAAUUGUUACUCUUGCACUGCAAACGUCUGACAUCCUUCUCCAUGUGGCCGUGUAUGAAUGGCUGCUGUCGCAUAGACUUCUCGGGGAGUUGCUGGGGCUCAGUGAGCCAUCGCUGCGCCUCUUCCUGAAUAAUUCACUGGCAAAAUAUCCGGAUAAUCAGCAAUUGGCUGAUUUACUGUGGAAGUAUCAUGAGCGCAAUGGGCAGCAUUCAGCUGCAGCGAAAAUUCUCGAUAAUCUCGCAACAAUUGAUGCGGACAAUAUUCCCCUUAGUCGACGCAUUGAGUACCUCUCGAAGGCAGUUCUGUGCAUGAGGAGCGAGACAAUUGGGUAUUCCGUGCAAAAUGGGGUUCUGCUCAAGGAGAUGGAGGAAAAAUUGGAAUUUGCUCAAGUACAGAAGCUCAUCCUUGAUACACUAUCCAGCAUGGGAGAGGGGGAUCUGGACACAGAUGAUGCAGUACGGCUACUCAACUCCCAGCUGUACACCAUGAAUCAACUUUACUGCGAAUUCGCCGAACCAUUCAAUCUGUGGGAGUGCAAAUUAAAGAUUCUCGCUGUUUCCCACCACAACGAUGCCCUCCUCAUUGAGACUGUCUGGCUGAAUAUCUUCGAUCGGGAACUCGCAGCAUCCACCCAUGCUACGCCGGAGCAACAAAUGGAACGUCUCCUGACGAAAUUCAAAUGCCUCGCACGGGAGUACAGUGACACGGGCAAUUGCUUCCCACUCCCAUUCCUCGUCUACGAGCUCGAGGUGCGUGCCUGUAAGCUCCGUCUGCACGAGUCUCCCGUCCCGGAAUGUCUGUUGGCAAUAAAACUCGACACAGACACCCUCCUGGACAUCUACACGCGCAUGGUGGCGAUGAAUGAUCGCGUCUGGCUGGCGGAGGGCAAUGAAUGGUACCUCGUGGAAGCAGCUGCAAAGCUCGCAUCCACCUUCAUUGCCACCUGUACGGGAUCUGUGGCAAGGAAUCAACGUCGUGUAGCUGCCAAGGCAAUGAGUCUCAUCUCCUCAUGCCUCAAUCUUCUCUACACCAAACCCGACACGCAGCAUCUAAUUGAAAUUUUGCGGGAUAUUCAGAGUAAACUCGAGCGACUUCUUGCAUAAACACCUUCCCGCCCAAAGAUGUGAGAAAGAAAAAUUCUACAAAAAGUUAAAAUAAAAACGCCAAUUUCAUUUUCAAGACA